AUGGCAGAAGCCUAUGACAAGGUUGUUCAAGUUGGGGUUCAGGUUUACUGCACCCAUACUGCCCCAGAUUAUUCCCUUCCUUGGCAAAAACAAAGACAGUUUACAAGUACUGGAAGUGCUUUUAUGAUCGGGGAUGGGAAACUUCUGACAAAUGCACAUUGUGUUGAGCAUGAUACACAGGUAAAAGUGAAGAGAAGGGGAGAUGAUACAAAAUAUGUUGCUAAGGUUUUAGCAAGGGGUGUUGAUUGUGACAUAGCUCUGCUUUCAGUAGAAAGUAAGGAAUUUUGGGAAGGAGCAGAACCACUCAAUUUUGGGCACUUGCCACGUCUUCAGGAAGCAGUAACUGUUGUAGGAUAUCCCCUUGGAGGAGACACCAUAUCAGUGACAAAGGGAGUAGUAUCACGUUUAGAGGUUACAUCAUAUGCACAUGGAUCAUCUGAUUUGUUGGGAAUUCAAAUUGAUGCGGCAAUAAAUCCUGGUAAUAGUGGUGGUCCUGCAUUCAAUGAUCAGGGAGAGUGCAUUGGGGUGGCUUUUCAGGUUUACAGAUCUAAAGAGGCUGAGAAUAUUGGAUAUGUAAUUCCAACUACGGUUGUGUCUCAUUUUCUGAAUGACUAUGAAAGGCAUGGGAAAUACACCGGUUUCCCUUGUCUUGGCGUCUUGUUGCAAAAGUUGGAGAAUCCAGCCCUACGUGCAUGCUUAAAAGUACAAUCUAAUGAGGGUGUACUGGUACGGAGAAUUGAACCUACUUCUGAUGCACAUAGUGUCUUAAAGGAGGGGGACGUGAUUGUAAGCUUCGAUGAUGUUCGAGUAGGAUGUGAAGGAACAGUGCCGUUCAGAACAAAUGAGCGCAUUGCAUUUCGCUACCUCAUUAGUCAAAAAUUUGCUGGUGAUGUGGCAGAACUUGGCAUUAUUAGAGCAGGAAACUUCAUGAAAGUGCAAGUGGCUUUGAAUCCACGAGUUCAUUUGGUUCCCUAUCAUAUUGAUGGAGAUCAGCCUUCUUAUCUAAUAAUUGCUGGUUUUGUGUUUACCCCACUCUCAGAACCCCUGAUAGAUGAGGAGUGUGAAGACUCUAUAGGGUUGAAACUGCUGGCAAAGGCACAUUAUUCCUUGGCAAAGUUCAAAGGGGAGCAGAUUGUGGUCUUAUCACAGGUCUUGGCAAAUGAAGUGAACAUUGGAUAUGAGGAUAUGAGCAAUCAGCAAGUUUUGAAAUUCAAUGGAACUCGAAUAAAAAACAUCCGUCACCUAGCACAUCUUGUUGAUUCAUGCAAGGAUAAAUAUCUAGUUUUUGAAUUUGAAGACAAUUAUGUUGCUGUUUUGGAAAGGGAAACAGCUAGUGCUGCUUCCUCUAGUAUUCUCAAAGGUUAUGGGAUUCCGUCAGAAAGAUCUUCCGAUCUGUUGGAGCCAUAUGUGGAUUCAUUGGGAGACAACCAAGCAAUAGAUCAGGAUUUUGGGAGCCCAGUUUCAAAUUUGCAAAUUGGCAUCGAUGCACUCCUCUGGGCAUAGUUACUGUAAGUUGAAAGGUCAAUCUCAUUUUUCUCA
Messenger RNA from Quercus lobata, 1539 nucleotides. RefSeq names its product protease Do-like 2, chloroplastic. Gene Ontology annotation, biological process: proteolysis. The record is from RefSeq and is a predicted model, not a curated record. Gene Ontology annotation, molecular function: serine-type endopeptidase activity; protein binding. Lineage: Eukaryota; Viridiplantae; Streptophyta; Magnoliopsida; Fagales; Fagaceae.